This is a messenger RNA of Torulaspora globosa, 1770 nucleotides long. Its product is annotated as choline/ethanolamine kinase. Bases 1 to 1770 code for a protein of 589 amino acids. The transcript has a single exon. NCBI's taxonomy places the organism in Eukaryota, Fungi, Ascomycota, Saccharomycetes, Saccharomycetales, Saccharomycetaceae. Gene Ontology annotation, cellular component: cytoplasm. The record is from RefSeq and is a predicted model, not a curated record. Gene Ontology annotation, biological process: phosphatidylethanolamine biosynthetic process; phosphatidylcholine biosynthetic process. Gene Ontology annotation, molecular function: ethanolamine kinase activity; choline kinase activity.
AUGAGCGAGACUCGUUCAUCUAGAGCUGAAACUAGAAGGACUUCUUUCACUGUAGGGAACCCGAAAUCACGCUCACACUCGCGGUCUAGUAGCAAAGGUAGGAGACCUUCUCUAUCCAGUCUAAGAUCUUCUCAUCGGCUGAUACGUACAAUUAGCAUUGAUUCUGACUUAUCGAAGGGCGAGGAUGAUUCAAGGUCCGAAACGUAUUCUGCAGGAACAGAGUCGACGGAGACAACCGCAGCAGAGUACGACUCUGUGGCUUCUGAAGUGCAAGAGCUGAGAUUGGAUAGCAGGGGCAGUGCGAGUACUAGAAAUGCUGGACCCAAAGUUUCCAACGAGAUCGUCGAGGUUCCUUUUGUGAAUGUGACUUUGGACAACAGCUUGCCUCAGGACUAUCUAAAGGACGACAUCCUGAAUACGAUACAAAGUCUCAAGAUACCCAAAUGGUAUGUUCGCGGUGCCAUGGAUGUAUCGCCACUUGACAGGAGGCGUCUGAAAUUGACCAAAAUAACUGGUGCCAUGACGAAUGCAAUUUACAAGCUGGGCUAUCCAAACUUGCCAUCACUCUUGCUAAGGGUUUAUGGCCGUAAUAACAGCUUGAUUAUUGACAGAGAGUACGAAUUGGAAGUCUUGGCGAGAUUGUCGUUGCGCCAUAUAGGACCCUCACUGUUUGGAUGUUUCGAAAACGGCAGAUUCGAGCAGUACCUGGAGAACGCUCAGACUCUGGGCAAGAAUGACAUACGAGACUGGAAAACAUCCCAGAGAAUAGCUCGUAGAAUGAAAGAACUGCACAAGGGUGUUCCACUCACAAGACAGGAGAGAGACGAGGGCCCGGCAUGUUGGGCAAAGAUAAACCACUGGAUCAGGGUUAUAGAGAUGGCUGGCCGCGAUUGGGUGCAAGAUGACGAGAAUAUCAAACAUACCUUACUCUGCAACAGCUGGUCUGAUUUCAAGGCCGUGGUUCAGCGAUAUCGUGACUGGUUGUAUUCUGACGGUUCCGCUAGCGUGAAGAGUUCGCUAGUUUUCUGCCACAAUGACGCCCAAUAUGGUAAUCUUUUAUUUACCUCUCCAGUCAUCAAUGCAGAAAAUCCAGUACAUUCUACGGUUAAAGCUUCCUCGUCAAGCUCAUUGUUUCCGUUGGAUUCUAACGUGUCGAUAGAACAAAUUAUCAAUCCACCCAUUCAAGAGCAGAGUCAAGAUUCCAAAUUGGUUGUGAUUGAUUUCGAGUACGCAGGAGCGAACCCUGCAGCCUUCGAUCUUGCAAAUCAUUUGAGCGAAUGGAUGCAUGAUUACAACUGCUCCGAACCCUAUAGAUGCGACCCACUGGAUUUCCCCACCAAGGAACAAAUGCUAAAUUUCGUUUACUCUUAUGUCUCUCACUUGAGAGGCAACUCUACUAAACCAAUUGAUGAUGAAGUCAAAUGCUACUAUAACGCCAUUUUGAAAUGGAGAGGUAGUGUUCAAAUAUUCUGGUCUCUGUGGGCCAUCUUGCAGAGCGGACAUUUACAUGAAGAGAAGCUGGAGCGGACAGAGUCUUUUGGCCCAAGUGGGAACAAAUACAUCAUAAAUACUGCUUCCCCGGAGGAAGAAGAUGUUAUAGACAAACAAUUUGCAGAUAUGGAUGGGGUCGACAUCGACUCAUUCGAUUAUAUCUCUUACUGCAGAGAAAAAAUUGCAGUAUUUUGGGGUGAUGCGCUACAAUUUGGCGUUGCCCAAGAGGAGGAUUGUGCCGCACCUGAAGCCAAGUUCUUGAAUAUAGAAAAGUUAUAG